Messenger RNA from Anopheles merus, 472 nucleotides. RefSeq lists its product as uncharacterized. The record is from RefSeq and is a predicted model, not a curated record. Bases 108 to 398 code for a protein of 96 amino acids. Lineage: Eukaryota; Metazoa; Arthropoda; Insecta; Diptera; Culicidae. The transcript is spliced from 2 exons.
UUCUCGACACAAACAAACGAAAGCUUCUUCAUCCCCAAACACAAACCGUGUCACGCUUGGCAGUAUUAGCAGAAAAGCUGUGAUAAUCCCCGUCUCCCCGCUCCAAAAUGAAGCCUUGUCCACUGCAGAAAGAGAUCCAAACAACAAGCGACACGAUCGCCUCUUUGCGGGAGCGCGUUAAGCGGAUGGAGCGAAAUUUGAACGAUCCCAGCCUUCCCGAAGAACGAAGGCGUGAAAUGGCACUGGAGCUGAAGGAAAUCUCCAAACUGCUGGAAACGAACGAGGAGCAGCUGAAAAAAAUGCACAAGGAAAACUCCAAAUCGUUUGCCGUGGCUGCCUGCCUGUUCUUCAUCUGCUUCCUCGUCUAUGGUCUGUACGUGCUGGUGAAUGGCGUCUGACCGGAACUUCCUGAAACACAAAAUACAUCACAAUAUGCGUCCCCAACCCCAGUAGGCUGGCGCGUAACCACAAA